Molecule: messenger RNA, 2509 nt
Organism: Radiomyces spectabilis
Lineage: Eukaryota; Fungi; Mucoromycota; Mucoromycetes; Mucorales; Radiomycetaceae
Product: translation elongation factor G
Exons: 4
Coding region: 38-2311 (757 amino acids)
Biological process (GO): mitochondrial translational elongation
Cellular component (GO): mitochondrion
Molecular function (GO): GTPase activity; GTP binding; translation elongation factor activity
Source: RefSeq, a predicted model, not a curated record
GGGUUCCGGAUUUUGUUGUUGCUUCCCUUUUCCCGCCAUGUCUUUUGUGCGUUCUUUGCUGGGGGCGCUACCUGCUAGGGUAGGCGCUGCCCGCACUAUGGUGACGGCUGUGACCCCGCAGUCGACCUAUUCCCUGUUCCCUAUUGCCCUGGGCCGCCGUUUCCAAAGCACCGCCUCCGUCGCCGAUGCCGAGAAUGCCGAUCCCAAGGAUGUUGAACGUCUUCGUCAUCUUCGCAAUAUCGGUAUUUCCGCUCACAUUGAUUCCGGUAAAACGACUUGUACCGAACGUAUUCUGUUCUACACUGGUCGUAUCAAGGAAAUUCAUGAUGUCCGUGGUCGCGAUGGUGUGGGUGCCAAGAUGGAUUCCAUGGAUUUAGAAAGAGAAAAGGGUAUCACCAUUCAGUCUGCGGCUACCUAUGCCAGCUGGGGUGAUCACAACAUUAACAUUAUUGAUACUCCUGGUCACGUUGAUUUUACUAUUGAAGUCGAGCGCGCUCUUCGUGUGCUGGAUGGUGCUGUUAUGAUUCUUUGCUCGGUGUCGGGUGUGCAAUCCCAGACAAUUACGGUGGAUCGUCAGAUGCGUCGUUACAAUGUACCUCGUAUUUCGUUCAUCAACAAGAUGGAUCGUCCCGGUGCUAACCCUUUCCGAAUUAUCGAACAAAUGAGACAAAAAUUGAAACUGACCGCAGCCGCUGUGCAAAUUCCUAUCGGUGCCGAGGAUGAAUUCCGUGGUGUCGUGGAUCUUGUCACCAUGAAAGCCUUGUACAAUGUAGGCGAGCAUGGUGAAAAGAUUUCUGAAGAGGAAAUUCCCGCGGAAUUAAUGGAAUUAGCCAAUGAGAAACGUCAUGAACUGAUUGAACAACUGGCCAACGUCGAUGAUGAAAUUGCCGACAUCUACUUGAUGGAAGAGACCCCCACUGUGGAACAAUUUGUCAAUGCUAUUCGUCGUGCUACGGUUGAUUUGAAAUUCACCCCUGUCUUGAUGGGUUCAGCUUUCAAAAACACGGCCGUUCAGCCUUUGCUGAAUGCCAUUGUGAGCUAUUUGCCCGAUCCUACCCAGGUCAAGAACACCGCUUUGGAUAUCACUCAGGAUGAAAAGCCCGUGGAUUUGAUUCCUUUCUCCGGCAAUCCUUUUGUUGGUCUUGCUUUCAAGUUGGAAGAAGGCCGUUACGGUCAGUUGACUUAUAUGAGAAUUUACCAAGGUUCCUUGAAGAAGGGUUCAUUCAUCACCAAUGUCAAGACCGGUAAAAAGAUCAAGGUGCCUCGCUUGGUUCGUAUGCAUGCCGCCGAUAUGGAAGACGUCGAUGAACUUGGUGCCGGUGAAAUCGGAGCCAUCUUUGGUGUCGACUGCGCCAGCGGUGAUACCUUCACCGAUGGUUCCGUUCAAUACUCCAUGUCGUCCAUGUUUGUUCCUGAACCUGUUAUUUCCUUGUCGUUGCAACCCAAGGGUAAGGAGAACCACAACUUUUCCAAGGCCUUGAAUCGCUUCCAAAAGGAAGAUCCCACCUUCCGUGUGCAUGUGGACAAUGAAAGCAAGGAAACCAUCAUCUCGGGUAUGGGUGAAUUGCAUUUGCAGAUCUAUGUGGAACGUAUGAAGCGUGAAUACAAUGUGGAGUGUGUGACGGGCAAACCUCAAGUGGCUUUCCGUGAAACGAUUACUCAACCUGGCAAGUUCAACUACACACACAAGAAGCAAUCGGGUGGUGCUGGUCAAUUCGCUCGUGUGAUGGGCUUCUUGGAACCGAUGGAGAAGGACGAAGAAACUGGUACCGAUAUUGGUUUCGAAUCGCGUGUGGUCGGUGGCAAUAUUCCUACCAACUACAUUCCCGCUUGUGAAAAGGGCUUUGGCGACGCCUUGGAAAAGGGACCUUUGAUUGGUCAUCCCGUCAACGGUAUCCGUAUGGUCCUUGAAGAUGGUGCCGCUCACGCCGUCGAUUCCAGUGAAUUGGCUUUCCGUAUUGCUACCCGUGCCGCUUUCAACGAAGCGUUUGCCAAGGCCAAGCCUACUAUUUUGGAACCCAUCAUGAAUGUCUCCAUCACGGCACCUACGGAAUUCCAAGGUGCAGUGAUUGGUGGAUUGAACAAGCGCAAGGGUACGGUUGUCGAUACCGAUGUUCAAGAAGAUUACUUUAACGUGACGGCCGAUGUUCCAUUGAACGACAUGUUUGGCUAUUCCACGGAACUGCGAUCCGCCACUCAAGGCAAGGGUGAAUUCUCCAUGGAAUACAAGGAACAUCAACCCGUUCAAACCCACGUCCAGGAACAGCUUAUCCAAGAAUACAAGAAGAAGGAAGCCGCCCGCAACAAAUAAGCUCUUCCCUCCUGUAUCGUUCUUUCCUCACUUUCCCAUUCUUUUUUUUCUUCCUUUUUUAGCCAAUAGAAUGUACAGAUCAUCCUAAUAUACAACAUGUUUGCAAAAUAAUGGUAUCGGGUGGUAGUAGGCUGUGACCUAGCUCUGAUGAGUGCAACUACACAAUUAGACCAUCCAACAGUAGAGCUUCACCGGAUU